Molecule: messenger RNA, 1869 nt
Organism: Molossus molossus (Pallas's mastiff bat)
Lineage: Eukaryota; Metazoa; Chordata; Mammalia; Chiroptera; Molossidae
Product: leukocyte immunoglobulin-like receptor subfamily A member 3
Exons: 4
Source: RefSeq, a predicted model, not a curated record
UUUGGAUUUGAUUCCUUUUCAGAAGUUGUCCCCAAACCCUCCAUCUGGGUGGAACCUGGUCCCUUGGUCACCACGGGGAGCCCUGUGACCAUCUGGUGUCAGGCGUCUCUGCAGGCUACUGCCUACGUUCUAUAUAAAGAGAGGGGCUCUGAGCCCUGGGAUACGAAGACCCCACAGAACUUCAGCAACAAGACCGGUUUCCUCAUUGAAUCCUCCAGCUCACAGCAUGCAGGGCCCUACGAGUGUGCGUAUUACACCCCUGAGCGCAAACUCUCAGAGCGCAGUGACCCCCUGCUCCUGGUGGUGACAGGAGUGGAGAGAGCACCCUCCCUCUCAGCCCAGCCAAGCCCUGUGGUGGCCUCAGGAGGGAGCGUGUCCCUCGUGUGUCGCUCACAGGACACAUCGGGCACUUUCCAUCUGCUGAAGGAGGGAGGAGCUGACCCGUCCCGACACAUGGAACCGCAAUCGAAGUCCAGUGCUGGGCGGACCUAUGCCCGGGCCACCUUCCCUGUGGGCCCCGUGAACUCCUCCCACGGGGGGACCUACAGAUGCUAUGGUUCCCCCAGAUCCUACCCCAAUCUGUGGUCACACUCCAGUGACCCUCUGCAUCUCGAGGUCACAGGUGUGCACAGGGAGCCCUCCCUCUCGGCCCAGCCGGGCUCCCUGGUGCUGCCUGGAGACAGCCUGACCCUGCAGUGUGGCUCGGAGGCUGGCUUUGACAGAUUCGCUCUGACCAAGGACCAGGGGCUCACACACCCCCAGCGCCUUGAUGGGCAGCACAGCCCCGACUUCCCCCUGGGCCAUGUGGACCACACCCACGGGGGCCGGUACAGAUGCUACAGUGGACACAGCCUCUCCUAUGCGUGGUCGGCCCCCAGCGCCCCCCUGGACAUCCUGGUCACAGGAAUGUACAGGAAACCCUCCCUCUCCAUCCUGCCGGGCCCCUCAGUGCCCUGGGGAGCGAACGUGACCCUGCAGUGUGGAUCUGAGAUCUGGUUUGACACCUUCCACCUGCACAGGGAGGGGUCUCUGGAUCCCCCCCAGCACCUUCGUCUGCAGAAGACGACUGCACCCUCUCAGGCCAACUUCACCAUCAGUCCUGUGACCUCAGCCCACAGGGGCACCUACAGGUGCUAUGGUUCACGCAGUGCCUCCCCCUACCUGCUGUCACACCCCAGUGACCCCCUGGAGCUCCUGGACUCAGGUGAGGACCCCCAGCCCUGCCCCUGUGUCCUCAUGGUCAGUUCAGGACCCAGAUCACAGGCCACCAUGGGCUGGAAUAGCAGUGAGGGGGUCACAGGAGGGGCAGCCAGAGAGGACCUCACCUCCCAGAGGGAUGGAAAAAGGCAGAGCAACUCCCACCCCUGCCUCAUCGUCACCCGCAUCCCUGAGGCCCAGACAUGUUCCCGGUGGGCAGAGGGAGGCUGGAGAGACUCGGACUGACCAAAAGGGGAAAAGGUCAAAGACACCCAUCCCGACCCCCUUCCGUCUCCAGUCCUGAGUCCACACCCUGAGAGACCAAGACAAGAGUGGGGACUAGCAGAGGCCUUGGGCCCCAGAGAGGACAAGACCCCCUGCUGGGGCAUGGCUGGUCUCCCAGGGGGUGGGGCCUGGCAGACAUACUGGGGACCCACAGGGCUCCAGGACUCUGAGGCUGGCAGGUGACAGGUGGGGUGGCCAUGAAAGAGGGAGACGCUGUGGUCCCUCCCUGGGGAGGAGCAGCUGGGAGGAAAUGGGGAGAGGGAACAGCUCCUACCCCUCAGCUCCCAUCUGAUCCCAGGAGGCUCUGAAAAUUGGUGCCCCUGAGUGAGGCCCAGGGAGGGCUCAGUGAGUGUCUGUGGGGAGGAGGUGGGGGAGGAGCUCAGUUUG